Molecule: messenger RNA, 1712 nt
Organism: Patiria miniata (bat star)
Lineage: Eukaryota; Metazoa; Echinodermata; Asteroidea; Valvatida; Asterinidae
Gene: cdkn3
Product: cyclin-dependent kinase inhibitor 3-like
Exons: 7
Coding region: 144-845 (233 amino acids)
Biological process (GO): dephosphorylation
Cellular component (GO): nucleus
Molecular function (GO): protein tyrosine phosphatase activity
Source: RefSeq, a predicted model, not a curated record
AAGUAAGAACGACGUGAAACGUCAUAACAACAUCAACAAACGACGCUUCGAAGUUUUGCUUCCAGAGGCCCAUGAUUAUACAAUGUUUGUGUACUGACCAUUAGUAUUCGCUUAUACUGUGACUGUUACGGAAAGUUCUGGCUAUGUCAGAAGAAGAAAUGGGUGUGCCAGUUGAGAAAAAUAUGCUUGAGGAUGUUGAGAUGAAAGAUGAAGUUGACAGUGAUGGUUCCUGUGAGUUUGACACAUCGGAUGAUGAUCAGCCAUUCAACACUUCACCCUUAAAAAUUGAUUGGUUAGACCUAUCUCCACAUGGUUUACCAGGCCAGCUUGGAAUCAGUGAUGUACCAGGAUGUCGUUUUGGUGAAGUGUGGAGAAAGCUCAAACCUGAUAUUGAUGAUCUGAAACAGCUUGGUAUCACCGACACGCUUCUGUUGUGCACCGAGGCUGAGCUGACCAGAUACCGAGUGCCACAGCUACUCUCGGAGUACGCCAUGGCACAGUUCAGCACCCACCACUUCCCCAUUGAAGACGGGGCAAACCUGGAAAUCACAAACAUCUUAGAAACACUGCAAACUCUCAGAGAUGCUCUUACUGCUGGGAAAAAGGUUUUAAUGCAGUGUUACGGAGGGCUAGGAAGAUCUUGCCUCGUCGCUUCAUGCCUCCUGCUUCAGUUGGAUCCCGGGAUGGAUUCAGAGACUGCCAUCCAGAGAGUGCGGGAGCUGAGGGGUCAUAAGGCCAUUGAGACGGUCAAGCAAUAUAACUUCAUCAACGACUUCCGCAAGCUUGCAGAGGAUUGUCAAGAAGCUAUGCAAGCAGCUCCAGAACAACGAUCAGUCUCAAGAUAAAAGGGCUGAAUGUCGCCAAAGAAUCAUGAUUGAACCCCAACAGAUGUGAUAAAAGCUAAAUUCUGCUUCAAUCGUUGGAAAUUGAGUGAUAUCCAGAAAAGCUUAAGGAACACGGUGAAUGUGUUUUGUGGAAUUGUGAGAAUUUGUCUAUUUUUAUAUGCCUUGUGAAGAAAAGUUUGAACAUACAUGCACCCUGUAAUGUGUGACUGAUUUAAUCAUUCCCAAUCAUGUCCAACUAUUUCAUUCAUGAUUGAUUGUACAUGUGUUGUUGAAACUAGAGUAAAUUUUAUAUACUAAUUUGAAAAAAAAUCAACUGGGGUGGACCAACCUUCUCUGAACUUUUUGAUAGAGAGUCACAAGCUCUAUAUUUGAUAUUUUUCAAUAAACAGUAUUUGGACAAGCUAUAUUUUUUAUAUUAACCAGAGAUUUUUUGUGUUCAAAGAAUAUAGACCAACCAAUCAGAAUGCAGCUCUAGUUCUGUAUUUCUAAUUUUUUUUUUUUUGUGUUACCAAAAUUAAGGGGUAUUUCGCCUACUUCAGGAGUAUAUACCAGUAUAUGUAUUCUUUAAUUUGACAAAUCCCUGAUUUAUUUAAUAAAAUUUAUGCAGGAAAAUAGGAAAUAUUUAAUGUUGGUAAUGGCAUUGUUUCCGCUAGAACCUGUGCAUGGAGGGUAAAUACGUGUUCUGCUGAGAAAGGCACAUAUAUAAACUUGUGUGUUAUGAAUUCAUUGAAGUGAUGAAAUAACAAACACAACCCAUCUACGCUGUCCACAAUAUUGCAAGGUCAAGCAGUAUGGCAAAUAAAGUCAUGCGCUAACUGCAGGGACCAUUUUGUUUCAAAUAGAUAUUUAAUUCAAUACCAUUAAGAU